Molecule: messenger RNA, 1078 nt
Organism: Nicrophorus vespilloides
Lineage: Eukaryota; Metazoa; Arthropoda; Insecta; Coleoptera; Silphidae
Exons: 6
Coding region: 134-973 (279 amino acids)
Source: RefSeq, a predicted model, not a curated record
UCGAUGCAGCGAACGAUCAACGAAAUCCAAUGCCACCGUUGCUACCGAAAACGAGCCUUAUUAUUGUAAAGUAUCGGAUGACAACACGAAGAGUCUCACGCCCACUGUUAAUUCCUACAGUCCCGUUUUAUCAAUGAGUAGUAGCAAAAACGGCACACUGAAAAGGAACAGACCAACAUCAGCAUCGUCUCCGCCCGUCAGUCCGACGUCUUCAAAUGCAGACAGUCAGCUGGACGUGCUGCUGAAGUGCCUCGCGAAGGAGUCAUUUAGCGGUAUCCAGAGGGACGAAGCCCGAAACGUGGCAACGUCCGAGGUUAACAAGAUUGAUGAUUGCGACGACUCCGCUUUGAAACUGUCCCCCGACAUUCCUAAUAACAUAAAUAAAUAUGCAGCUGGGACCGGCGGUGCAAAACCGAUACCUCUGAACGAAAUGAAAUGCAAUAUACUGAAAGCGAAAGCGGAGGAGGAGUUGAACGGAAACGUUACGAAGCUAACGAAUCAGAUGUUCGUGGCUGCGGCGAACAACGACGAGGAGAAUAUGAAUUCUCUGAAUGCUGCCACUUUUAUAUCAGUUGGCGGCGACAAAUUGACGUUGUCUGUAAGCGGUCCAGUGCCGCAGAAUAACCAGGAUGUCGUCGAAGGUGGUCCCGAGAGGAAGAGAUGCACCACGCCUGUAACGGUGACAUUCUUCGGGCAAUCAGACGGUGGUAAAUUGGAACGGGUCAUGCUGAGCGAGAAACAAGGUCAACAGCAGCAACCUCUCAGCUUAAUCAACGGUAACUGCACCGAAGACUUGCCAUGCUUUGAUGAAGCACUUGACGAACCCCCGAAGAGCUCUAAUCCCUUUGUUACAACCCCCACCACUAAUCCUUUCCACGAAGCAAAUCCAUUUCUCUCCAGCAAUCCCUUCCAAAUGGAUACGAUUGCAACCGACUCUGAGGUUGAUGGUUCGUUGACAAACGGAUUCGAAUAGGACACCAAUCGAAACGCAGUGACUCCGAGUUUGAGCAAUCUCUCGCCCUGGUUUGUAUCCCAAGAUAUUGUCAGCGCCCCGGUUUCUAAACUGAACACCACAGAA